AUGGCCAAGACAAGACUCAUCCGUGUUGAUCUCGACGACCAGACUCUCGGCUAUCUCAAAGGCAAGCGGGACCAGGUUGUUGCCGCCACGAGAACCCUGGAGCUCGCUUCUCAGAAUGUCGCCUGGGCCCUCAAGGACUUCCACAGCGAUUACCAGCAGAUCAUUGGCAACGUCACCAAGAUGAGUGAAGAUGAGAUUGCUAGACUCCAGGAGCUCAGCCCCGAUUCCCUGCCACAUCUUUCCAGCAUUAUGACACAGUUCAACGAGAGCCACCAGCAACAGCAGACAAAGCCCAAGCGAGCACGAAGAGACCCCAACAUGCCUAAGAAGCCCAUGACCGUGUUUCUGGCCUUUUCGACCGACCAGCGGGCCGUGAUCCGGGCCGAGCGAAAAGCCAAGGGUCUUUCUGCUCUUGCUAGCUCGCAAAUGGCCGCGGAGGUUACCCAAAUGUGGGCCGACCUGCCCGAGGAGCGAAAGGACCAGUACAGACAGCAGUACCUCGAGCGACUGGCUGAGUACCGAACCAAUAAGGCCGCCUACCUAUACAAUACCACAGGUGUUCCCAUGGAGAAGAUUGCUCUAAUCAAGGCGAAGCCCGAGCCCGAGGCUGAGGCAGGGACCGAAUCUUCCAGUGAGGAGGAGGAAGACGAGUUCGCCGACGCUCUUGAGAACCCUGAAGAUCUCGAAGAAAACGACAAAAAGGAGGAAGAGGAGGAAGAGGAUGACGAGGAUGACGAGGAGGACGAGGAAGAGGUUGAGGAGCCCCCCAAGAAGAAGCGGGCCAAGAAGAGCAACUAA
This is a messenger RNA of Yarrowia lipolytica CLIB122, 798 nucleotides long. RefSeq lists its product as uncharacterized. Lineage: Eukaryota; Fungi; Ascomycota; Dipodascomycetes; Dipodascales. Gene Ontology annotation, molecular function: DNA binding, bending. The record is from RefSeq and is a predicted model, not a curated record.